GGAAAUGGGCCUUCACGCAUAGAAGAAGACUAUUACUCGUUGCUCGUUAAUCACAGCAAGGAAGGGAGGGAUCAAUUCGAGGGCAAGAUCGAGGUACGAUUAAGAUGGGAUUCAUAAUGGAGUUUGCGGAGAAUUUGGUAUUGAGACUGAUGGAAGAUCCUAAAGAAAGAGAUCGUAAGUUCAGGGAACGUCUCUACGACCGCAAGGAGAAGUGCAAGAAGACAAAGGAGAUGUGGAGCCUUCCUCUCCGUCCUUACGGAUUCUGGAAUUUGGAGCGCCAUAACUCUCAGCUUUACUGGGAUCCCCAAAUCAGUCAGGUUCCUGGUCGCAGGGACCCUUAUGAUGAACUCCUUCAGGAUAGCUCUUCCCCUUCCAAGUGAUGCAGCAAAAUCUAGCUCUUCUCUGAAUUACAACGAAGAAGAAAGAAUGACAGCAGCAGUCCCUUCAAUUUGGUUUGAUUUGGUUAUAUAUGUAAUUUGUCUACAUGUUUGACAUGCAUCAAAAUAUUUGCUCAAAUUGGAAUAAAAACACUAGAGCUUGGAAUUUAUAUUUUUAUUAUCAUGUUUUUACCUUCCAAAACUCUCUACUUCUUUUGUAAGGUAAGGUCUGUUGUAUCUGGAUCUGGAUCCAGAUGAAAAACAAUCAAUAAAUCUUCUUUGAUUUUGUGUU
Messenger RNA from Impatiens glandulifera, 669 nucleotides. RefSeq lists its product as uncharacterized. Bases 105 to 380 code for a protein of 91 amino acids. The transcript has 3 exons. The record is from RefSeq and is a predicted model, not a curated record. NCBI's taxonomy places the organism in Eukaryota, Viridiplantae, Streptophyta, Magnoliopsida, Ericales, Balsaminaceae.